Molecule: messenger RNA, 2919 nt
Organism: Knipowitschia caucasica
Lineage: Eukaryota; Metazoa; Chordata; Actinopteri; Gobiiformes; Gobiidae
Source: the annotation of a GenBank genome assembly
AUGGAGGAGGACGGAGGUAAACCAAAGGGCAAAACAACAAACAAACUAUCCACCAAUCAUUCGAGGCGAGGUGAAAGAAGACCGCAAAAUCAAGAAGAGGAUCCGCAGCGGUCGGCGCCGGUCGGGCUCAGAGGUAACGGGUCGGCACCGGUCGGGCUCAGAGGUAACGGGUCGGCGCCGGUCGGGCUCAGAGGUUACGGGUCGGCGCCGGUCGGGCUCAGAGGUUACGGGUCGGCGCCGGUCGGGCUCAGAGGUAACGGGUUGGCGCCGGUCGGGCUCAGAGGUUACGGGUCGGCGCCGGUCGGGCUCAGAGGUUACGGGUCGGCGCCGGUCGGGCUCAGAGGUAACGGGUUGGCGCCGGUCGGGCUCAGAGGUAACAGGUCGGCGCCAGUCGGGCUCAGAGGUAACGGGUCGGCGCCGGUCGGGCACAGAGGUAACGGGUCGGCGCCGGUCGGGCUCAGAGGUAACAGGUCGGCGCCAGUCGGGCUCAGAGGUAACGGGUCGGCGCCGGUCGGGCACAGAGGUAACGGGUCGGCGCCGGUCGGGCACAGAGACAGAACCAUCAGACAGAACCAUCAGGCAGGACCAUCAGGCAGGACCAUCAGGCAGACAGGACCAUCAGGCAGGACCAUCAGGCAGACAGGACCAUCAGGCAGGACCAUCAGGCAGGACCAUCAGGCAGACAGGACCAUCAGGCAGGACCAUCAGGCAGGACCAUCAGGCAGACAGGACCAUCAGGCAGGACCAUCAGGCAGACAGGACCAUCAGGCAGACAGGACCAUCAGGCAGACAGGACCAUCAGGCAGGCAGGACCAUCAGGCAGCCAGGACCAUAAGGCAAGACCAUCAGGCAGUCAGGACCAUCAGGCAGUCAGGACCAUCAGGCAGCCAGGACCAUCAGGCAGCAGGACCAUCAGACAGUCAGGACCAUCAGGCAGCAGGACCAUCAGGCAGCAGGACCAUCAGGCAGCUAGGACCAUCAGACAGUCAGGACCAUCAGGCAGCAGGACCAUCAGAGGUCAACAAGAUGGCGGCUCAAGAGCAGAGGGAGAGGAGGGAGAGGAGGGAGCAGAGAGAGAGGAGGGAGCAGAGAGAGAGGAGGGAGAGGAGGGAGAGGAGGGAGCAGAGAGAGAGGAGGGAGCAGAGAGAGAGGAGGGAGAGGAGGGAGAGGAGGGAGAGGAGGGAGCAGAGAGAGAGGAGGGAGAGGAGGGAGAGGAGGGAGAGGAGGGAGCAGAGAGAGAGGAGGGAGAGGAGGGAGAGGAGGGAGCAGAGAGAGAGGAGGGAGAGGAGGGAGCAGAGGGAGAGGAGGGAGAGGAGGGAGCAGAGGGAGAGGAGGGAGAGGAGGGAGAGGAGGGAGAGGAGGGAGCAGAGAGAGAGGAGGGAGAGGAGGGAGCAGAGGGAGAGGAGGGAGAGGAGGGAGCAGAGGGAGAGGAGGGAGAGGAGGGAGAGGAGGGAGCAGAGGGAGAGGAGGGAGAGGAGGGAGAGGAGGGAGCAGAGAGAGAGGAGGGAGCAGAGAGAGAGGAGGGAGCAGAGAGAGAGGAGGGAGAGGAGGGAGAGGAGGGAGCAGAGAGAGAGGAGGGAGCAGAGGGAGAGGAGGGAGAGGAGGGAGCAGAGAGAGAGGAGGGAGCAGAAAGAGAGGAGGGAGAGGAGGGAGAGGAGGGAGCAGAGAGAGAGGAGGGAGCAGAGAGAGAGGAGGGAGAGGAGGGAGAGGAGGGAGCAGAGAGAGAGGAGGGAGAGGAGGGAGCAGAGGGAGAGGAGGGAGCAGAGAGAGAGGAGGGAGAGGAGGGAGAGGAGGGAGCAGAGAGAGAGGAGGGGAGCAGAGGGAGAGGAGGGAGAGGAGGGGGCAGAGAGAGGGGGAGCAGAGAGAGAGGAGGGAGCAGAGAGAGAGGAGGGAGAGGAGGGAGAGGAGGGAGAGGAGGGAGAGGAGGGAGCAGAGGGAGAGGAGAGAGAGCAGAGGGAGAGGAGGGAGCAGAGGGAGAGGAGGGAGCAGAGGGAGAGGAGGGAGCAGAGGGAGAGGAGGGAGAGGAGGGAGAGGAGGGAGGAGGGAGAGAGGGAGCAGAGGGAGAGGAGGGAGCAGAGGGAGAGGAGGGAGAGGAGGGAGCAGAGGGAGAGGAGGGAGCAGAGGGAGAGGAGGGAGCAGAGAGAGAGGAGGGAGAGGAGGGAGAGGAGGGAGCAGAGGGAGAGGAGGGAGCAGAGGGAGAGGAGGGAGAGGAGGGAGAGGAGGGAGCAGAGGGAGAGGAGGGAGAGGAGGGAGCAGAGGGAGAGGAGGGAGCAGAGGGAGAGGAGGGAGCAGAGGGAGAGGAGGGAGAGGAGGGAGCAGAGGGAGAGGAGGGAGCAGAGGGAGAGGAGGGAGAGGAGGGAGAGGGAGGGAGCAGAGGGAGAGGAGGGAGCAGAGAGAGAGGAGGGAGAGGAGGGAGAGGAGGGAGCAGAGGGAGAGGAGGGAGAGGAGGGAGCAGAGGGAGAGGAGGGAGCAGAGGGAGAGGAGGGAGCAGAGAGAGAGGAGGGAGAGGAGGGAGAGGAGGGAGCAGAGGGAGAGGAGGGAGCAGAGGGAGAGGAGGGAGCAGAGAGAGAGGAGGGAGCAGAGGGAGAGGAGGGAGCAGAGGGAGAGGAGGGAGCAGAGGGAGAGGAGGGAGAGGAGGGAGCAGAGAGAGAGGAGGGAGCAGAGGGAGAGGAGGGAGCAGAGGGAGAGGAGGGAGCAGAGGGAGAGGAGGGAGCAGAGGAGAGGAGAGGAGGAGGGGAGGGGGAGCAGAGGGAGCAGAGAGAGCAGAGGGAGAGGAGGGAGCAGAAGGAGCAGAGAGAGCAGAGGGAGAGGAGGGAGCAGAAGGAGCAGAGAGAGCAGAGGGAGAGGAGGGAGCAGAAGGAGCAGAGAGAGCAGAGGGAGAGGAGGGAGCAGAAGGAGCAGAGAGAGCAGAGGGACUGA